AUGUACAUGUCAAUAUGUGUGUGUGGGGAUGUACUUUGUUUGUUGUUUGAGAGGGCCCACAUUUUGAGCUUGUUCUUUCUCUCUGUUUGUCUGAUGUGCGUGUGUAGGUGGGGAACCCUAGCGUGGAGCUGACUCUGUCGGAGCUGCAGGAGAUGGCCACACGGCAACAGCAACAGAUCGAGGCCCAACAGCAGAUGCUGGUUGCCAAGGUACUAGGACACAGACAGGCACACAGACACUGCUGAUCAAUAAUAUACAGUACCAGUCAAAAGUUUGGACACACCUACUCAUUCCAGGGUUUUUCUUUAUUUUUUACGAUUUUCUACAUUGUAGAAUAAUAGUGAAGACAUCAAAACUAUGAAAUAACACAUAUGGAAUCAUGUAGUAACCAAAAAAGUGUUAAACAAAUCAAAAUAUAUUUUAUUUUUGAGAUUCUUCAAAGUAGCCACCGUUUGCCUUGACAGCUUUGCACACUCUUGGCAUUCUCUCAACCAGCUUCAUGAGGUAGUCACCUGGAAUGCAUUUCAAUUAACAGGUGUGCCUUGUUAAAAGUUAAUUUGUGGAAUUUAUUUCCUUCUUAAUGCGUUGCAAACGCCAUGCUCUACCAACUGAGCUACAUCCCUGCCGGCCAUUCCCUCCCCUACCCUGGACGACCCUGGCUAAUUGUGCGCCGCCCCAUGGGUCUCCCGGUCGUGGCCGGCUACGACAGAGUCUGGAUUCGAACCAGGAUCUCUAGUGGCACAGCUAGCACUGCGAUGCAGUACCUUACACCACUGCGCCACUCGGGACACUGCUUCCAGACUCCCAGCGUACACGUUACAAGCAAGAACAGCUCAAAUAAGCAAAGAGAAACGACAGUCCGUCAUUAAUUUAAGACAUGAAGGUCAGUCAAUACGGAACAUUUCAAGAUGCAAAAACCAUCAAGCGCUAUGAUGAAACUGGCUCUCAUGACGACUGCCACAGGAAAGGAAGACCCAGAGUCACCUCUGCUGCAGAGGAUACGUUCAUUAGAGUUAACUGCACCUCAGAUUGAAGCCCAAAUAAAUGCUUCUCAAGUUCAAGUAACAGACACAUCUCAACAUCAACUGUUCAGAGGAGACUGUGUGAAUCAGGCCUUCAUGGUCGAAUUGCUGCAAAGAAACCACAACUAAAGGACACCAAUAAUAAGAAGAGACUUGCUUGGGCCAAGAAACACGAGCAAUGGACAUUAGACUGGUGGAAAUCUGUCCUUAGGUCUGAUGAGUCCAAAUUUGAGAUUUUUGGUUCCAACCGCCAUGUCUAUGUGUGACGCAGAGUAGGUGAAUGGAUGAUCUUCGCAUGUGUGGUUCCCACCAUGAAGUAUGGAGGAGGAGGUGUGGGGGUGCUUUGCUGGUGACGCUGUCAGUGAUUUAUUUAGAAUUCAAGGCACACUUAACCAGGACGGCUACCACAGCAUUCUGCAGCGGGACUAUCACUGUUUUUCAACAGGACAAUGACCCAAAACACACUUCCAGGCUGUGUAAGGGCUAUUUGACCAAGGAGAGUGAUGGAGUGCUGCAUCAGAUGACCUGGCUUCCACAAUCACCCGACCUCAACCCAAUUGAGAUGGUUUGGGAUGAGUUGGACUGCAGAGUGAAGUAAAAGCAGCCAACAAGUGCUCAGCAUAUGUGGGAACUCCUUCAAGACUGUUGGGAAAGCAUUCCUCAUUAAGCUGGUUGAGAGGAUGCAAAAAGUGUGCAAAGCUGUCAUUAAGGCAAAGGGUGGCUACUUUGAAGAAUCUCAAAUAUAAAAUAUAUUUUGAUUUGUAUAACAUUUUGUUUGGUUACUACAUGAUUCCAUAUGUGUUAUUUCAUAGUUUUGAUGUCUUCACUAUUAUUCUACAAUGUAGAAAGUAGUAAAAAUAAAGAAAAACCCUGGAAUGAGUAGGUGUGUCCAAACUUUUGACUGGUACUGUAUAUAAACAAUAAACAUAAUAUUAUUAUCAACCUCACAGUGAUAGACCUCCCUUCCAACCAGGAACCAUCUUGACCUCACAUUCAGAAAACCCACUGGUGGUGUCUAUAGCUUUAGAGGUCUCUGAGAUGUCUGGCCAUUUCUGUUAUGUUGAGUGAUUGGGAUGGAAUGCUUUGGGUAAGAGUGAAUGAUCCUGGUUCCUCUCUAGGAUUUUCCAGACCAUUGUACUUCUGCUUCUGCUUGAUUUUUGAUUGGUUGAUUGGAUGGGAUGUAGUUCACACAUGGUCUGUUGUUGAUCUGGUCACAUGUGCUGUGGCCAGCUUGUUGUGGUCUCUGUGGUCAUUUAAACACAUCAAGCAGGUCCUAGAUCAUCUUGUGUGUGAUGAUGUGUUCAGUCACUAUCUAGGUACAGGGUCAUGGUUACUAAGGUCAGUAUGGUCAUUGUGUGAGGUGGCAGCAUGCGUUGCCAGGGACAACGAGCAGGGACAACAACAGGAAGGGAAUAGAUGUCCGGCAGGAAAUGAGGUCAGCAGUGAGCAGCCAGCUGCUGGGAAGGAAGUGGGCUGUCUCAAGGAGAGGAGAGGAGGGAGAGGAACCUAUAUUUUACCACACGCAACAUACUGGAAACUCUAAUUCAGCACCAGUAAAGCAUUUACCUGAGACAUCAGGGGAUAACUAGUCACGUAUUCUUUAGUAUUUUAUUGAUAAUCACAUUUCCUAUGUAGAUCCGAUUGUGGAUUAGGUUUUGACUUUCUCAGUCUGAAGGUAAAAAUGACUGUUUGUUUUAUUAUGGGGCUGAGGAAACACUGUGGAUGUUUCAACGUUGUCUAUCCUAUAAGAAGCCAUGAUGCCUUUUUCUGUGUUGAUGAUUUUGAUGAUUAGGGUAAUACUGGUGAUGCGGUGGACUACUAGAGGUUUAAUGAAGCUUAUAUGACUGUAUAAGCUACAUACACGUGUCAGUAUGGGAAUGUUUUAUUUGUUCACUGUAUUAACAGUGUGAAUUAAUGUGUGUGAUUAGCUGUGAUUUUGGGUGUUUGCAUUGAGUGGGUUACUGCUCUCAUUUUGUCCUUCUAUUGAACAGUGGAUUGUGUUUAGUCAACUCUGUCUCUCUCUCCGUCAGAACCUGCAUUGUGUUUGCUCAUUCUAGAGCAGACCUGAAAAUGCUUCAGUCAGCACCACAUAGCCUUGCAAUCCCUUUUAUUCACUCUCUCAUUCACAUACUGAUUUGUUUUUCACUCAUUCAAUCACUCCACUACUUGUGUGUAUUUGGUAUGUAUGGAUUUGCUUAUCGUUAUUUAGAUUAUCUAUAUAUGUAAUUUGCAGGGCUGGUAUUUUUUGUAUUGAAGAAAACAUGUAUUGGCAGUAAAGCCCUUUAACUAUUUUGAAUAGAGAAAAAUGGUUUGUGUAUUCUCUCUUCUCUGCGGAUCUGUGUGCUUAGGUCCACUGAGUUAGCUGAAUUAGAUUACAUUUGCUGUGUGUCUCUUGUUCCCUGUUUUCUCAAUGCUUUUUAUUACGUUCUUUCUCUUUUCACUCUAUUUUUCCUUUAACAUCUCCUUCCUUUUCAUCCUUUGUUCCUUUCAGCUCUCUUCUGUGAGAACUGAGGUGUGUGGCUGUGUAGUAUGUGUGAAAGUUAUUUCUAAAAGCAGGUCAUUGUUAUGUGUGUGUGUUUUCGAAUAUGUGUGUGUGUGUGUGUCAGUGUGUGUAAUUUUAUCCGUCAUUGCACUGUGUCUGAAUGAAGUGGAGGAAUGCUUGCACUACAUUUGACCUCCCCACAUCUGUAACUCAUUGUUCCCUUCUGUCCCUCCUUCAACGCUCCCCUCCUCUCCCCUCCUCUCCUCUCCCCUCCCCUCCUCUCAGGAGCAGCGUCUGAGGUACCUGAAGCAGCAGGACCACACACAGGGCCAGACAGUGUCGGAGGCUGAGAAGCUGCAGAGGUUGAAGGAGCGAGUGGAGUGUCAGGAGGCCAAACUAAAGAAGAUCCGCGCCAUGAGGGGCCAGGUGGACUACAGCAAGCUCAUCAAUGGCAACCUGUGUAAGCAAUGCUCCAAUCACAUACACACAUGCUUGCACGCACGCACACACACACGUACGUGCACACACACACUGCCCUGUUAAUGUGGUGGAAGUAGAAUCUGGGCUCCGUUCAGCUGUCCAUGAUGUCAUCUCUUUCCUUAGUUCUGUCAGUGAGCCUGGAAUCUGACCCUCCCCAUGUUGUGGUCUGGAACUGGGUGUGUCUGGGUGUUGACAGGAGUUCUCUGGAUGUCUUAAAGUCCCCAUGGUCAUACUGUAGCAGUGUCCUGUUCUGUAUAACGUCCAAGGCUGCACCCUGCCUGCCACACACUGAUACUGAUACUCCACAGGAAGAGGAGUUGUCCAUCCAGUCCACAACGUUCCAAUACACUAUACUCACUCUUCUCUUACACAGCAUCAGACUCAAAGCAUAUGUUUUGAUUUCUCCCCAACACACACAUAAUACAUAGUUACUGAUAUUAGUGAAUUGCGUCCCCUCUCCUCUCCCCAUGCAGCGGCUGAGAUCCAGCAUGUGAGUGGGCUGUUCCAGGAGAAGCAGGCAGAGCUGCAGUCAGCUGUGGUGAAGGUGGACCAGCUCACCCAGCAGCUGGAGGACCUGAGGAGGGGACGUCUCAACGGCCUGCAGCCCCUGGGAGGACCUCUCACUGGCACCGCCGCCCUGGAGCUACGCAAACUUUACCAGGAACUACAGGUACAUUUCCUGAAGAAAAUGUGUGCUUGCUUCAGCCAUUUCAAAUUAUAUUUUCGGUAGUACAUUUACAUUUUAGUCAUUUAGCAGACGCUCUUAUCCAGAGCAAUUGGGGUUAAGUGCCUUGCUCAAGGGCACAUCAACAGAUGUUUCACCUAGUUGGUUUGGGGAUUCAAACCAGCAACCUUUUGGUUACUGGCCCAAUGCUCUUAACCACUAGGCUACCUGCCGCCCCACAAGUACUGCAAGUAGUGUACAGAAGUAAACAUUUUAUCACAACACCACUAGAUUAUGAUGACACAAAGUCAUGCAGAGAGAUCAGUUUGACGUGACACGUGUUUUUACGUAAUAAAUCAAGAAAUUACACUAUAUAAAGUAAUGACACUUCAGAUUCAUAUUUUGGUUCCAGAUUAUGUCAUGAAAUUACACUUCAGAUUAAUAUUUUUUGGGGAAAUUCCAAAUUACAUCAUCCAGCUGCAGAUCAGAUGAGAGAGAGGAGAUUAGAGUCAGGCUGACAUUUUCAUUUUGAAGGACAUUUGCGUCGGAGUAUAAUAGAUGUCCAGUUUUGGCGUGACUCUGCCAUGCCCCCAACGCGCACACACGCCCACUCAUGCACAUACACGCAUACACAUUCCCCAUCCAUCUGCCCCCUGGUGUGACUCACAGCCAUGCCCUUCCUUGUUGUCUCUGUCAGGUGCGUAACAAGCUGAACGCGGAGCAGAAUGGCAGGCUACAGCAGAACAAGGAGCUGCUGAAUAAGCGCAACACAGAGGUGACCAUGAUGGACAAGCGCAUCUGGGACCUCCGCGAGCGCCUGCACAAGAAAAAAGCUGAGGCACGUCAAAAAGAGGACAACCCUGUAAGACCAGGAAGGAACUCUCACAAGCUCACCAAAGAUACUCAAUAGAUGUCAAUACUCAAUACCUUUGUGUUCCCAGAGAUACUCAAUCUAUCUCAAUACUCACUACCUUUCUGUUCCCACUCACUCUCACACUCAGACCACCAGCGCACAUACAGUAGCAUAGCACACCUACAUACUGCACUGUACAGUGCCUAGUGAAAGUACUCACAGUUUUCACAUUUUGAUGCCUUAAAACAAGAGUUUUGUGCUUUCCAAAUUUAAGCCAACAAAAUGCUAAUAAUUUCACUAGGCACUGUUUAUACAUACACUGCUCAAAAAAAUAAAGGGAACACUUAAACAACACAAUGUAACUCCAAGUCAAUCACACAUCUGUGAAAUCAAACUGUCCACUUAGGAAGCAACACUGAUUGACAAUACAUUUCACAUGCUGUUGUGCAAAUGGAAUAGACAACAGGUGGAAAUUAUAGGCAAUUAGCAAGACACCCCCAAUAAAGAAGUGGUUCUGCAGGUGGUGACCACAGACCACUUCUCAGUUCCUAUGCUUCCUGGCUGAUGUUUUGGUCACUUUUGAAUGCUGGCGGUGCUUUCACUCUAGUGGUAGCAUGAGACGGAGUCUACAACCCACACAAGUGGCUCAGGUAGUGCAGCUCAUCCAGGAUGGCACAUCAAUGCGAGCUGUGGCAAGAAGGUUUGCUGUGUCUGUCAGCGUAGUGUCCAGAGCAUGGAGGCGCUACCAGGAGACAGGCCAGUACAUCAGGAGACGUGGAGGAGGCCGUAGGAGGGCAACAACCCAGCAGCAGGACCGCUACCUCCGCCUUUGUGCAAGGAGGAGCAGGAGGAGCACUGCCAGAGCCCUGCAAAAUGACCUCCAGCAGGCCACAAAUGUGCAUGUGUCUGCUCAAACGGUCAGAAACAGACUCCAUGAGGGUGGUAUGAGGGCCCGACGUCCACUGGUGGGGGUUGUGCUUACAGCCCAACACUGUGCAGGACGUUUGGCAUUUGCCAGAGAACACCAAGAUUAGCAAAUUCGCCACUGGCGCCCUGUGCUCUUCACAGAUGAAAGCAGGUUCACACUGAGCACAUGUGACAGAGUCUGGAGACGCCGUGGAGAACGUUCUGCUGCCUGCAACAUCCUCCAGCAUGACCGGUUUGGCAGUGGGUCAGUCAUGGUGUGGGGUGGCAUUUCUUUGGGGGGCCGCACAGCCCUCCAUGUGCUCUCCAGAGGUAGCCUGACUGCCAUUAGGUACCGAGAUGAGAUCCUCAGACCCCUUGUGAGACCAUAUGCUGGUGCGGUUGGCCCUGGGUUCCUCCUAAUGCAAGACAAUGCUAGACCUCAUGUGGCUGGAGUGUGUCAGCAGUUCCUGCAAGUGGAAGGCAUUGAUGCUAUGGACUUGCCCGCCCGUUCCCCAGACCUGAAUCCAAUUGAGCACAUCUGGGACAUCAUGUCUCGCUUCAUCCACCAACGCCACGUUGCACCACAGACUGUCCAGGAGUUGGCGGAUGCUUUAGUCCAGGUCUGGGAGGAGAUCCCUCAGGAGACCAUCCGCCACCUCAUCAGGAGCAUGCCCAGGCGUUGUAGGGAGGUCAUACAGGCACGUGGAGGCCACACACACUACUGAGCCUCAUUUUGACAUUACAUCAAAGUUGGAUCAGCCUGUAGUGUGGUUUUCCACUUUAAUUUUGAGGGUGACUCCAAAUCCAGACCUCCAUGGGUUGAUACAUUUUUGUGUGAUUUUGUUGUCAGCACAUUCAACUAUGUAAAGAAAAAAGUAUUUAAUAAGAUUAUUUCAUUCAUUCAGAUCUAGGAUGUGUUGUUUAAGUGUUCCCUUAAUUUUUUUGAGCAGUAUAUUUAGGGAGUUGGUUUCUCUCUGUCUCUUUGCAAUUCUCUGUAAUCUACAGAAGAUCAUUGUGAUUUUAACCACUGUGAAAGUAUAGCUGACAUUCUAUUUCCCGUCUUUCUCUCUCCACUCCACAGCUUAACAGGAUAAAUGGGCCUCCCUCCCCCCAGCCCACCCCCAGCAGCUCAGGGCGCGUGGCCGCGGUGUGUCCCUACAUCCAGGUCCCCGUCCCAGGCAGACAGGAGGGGGGCUACGCUCUGCCCCCAGACCCCCUAAAACCACAGUCUGUCCCUGGGACUGGCACCAUCAACCAUGGCCGCUCCAAAUCAGGUCAGUCCCUGCUCCACACUCCACAGCUUUACCUACUUUAUCACUCUCAAACUACUGACUGUCAGACUAUAUCAGUCUAUUUAGGACACCUUUGUUGAUCUUAUCUCGACAAUCGUGAGAUUGCUAUGGAGGAGGUGGUAGAGGAUUUUAGUUCAGAGUGGUAGCAGCACAUAACACCUCUGAGCAGAUAUUUCAAUUCUAAACUCGUCAUAUUUUUCAGUUAUCUGGCUCAGCUUUCUCUAACUUCCUGUCCUCUCUAUUCUCUCAUGUCUGUCUGUGGACCUCUUCUUCUCCUUCCCUUACUUGUAUCGUCUUUUCCCGCUGUUGUUGUCACGGUUAUUGUUGUUGUUGUUGAUGUUGUUGUUGUGACCAUGGCGUGCGUGGUGGUCUCGGCUCAGCAGAGGAGGAGGGGUGCGGUGUGAGGAAGCCCUCCGGCCAAUGGAAGGUCUCAGAUUUAGACAUCAUAGUGGACCCCGUGGAGCUGAGAGAGGGGCCCCGGUCCCCCUCAGGGGCCCACGGUGCCAACAGUGAGUCUGCAGCCAGGGGCCAGGGCAGCAGAAGGAGAGGGGCUUCAGUAGCAAGGCCCGAUAUCAACAACAGGCCUUAAACAUACAUUCUGAUAGUUAUGUACAUGCAUGUAUAAUAUAGUUCUAACUUCUACCUAAAACUAAUUCCACAGCCUUCCUUUCCCUUCUUUUAUACAUAAAUGAAAUAUAUACAUUGAGUGGGGCCUCAAUAACAAGGCCCUAUAUCAACUACAAAACAUAGGAUAACAUAGAACAUCUACCUAAAACUAAUGCCACAUCCUUCCCUCCUUACAUGAAACAUGUAGCUACAGGUUGAAUCAUUAUGUAACUAUUUUGUUCAUCUUCAGUAGGCCUACUAUGAGGUCCCAUUCCUUUCCCGUCUAGAAAAUCUAUUUAUUUAUAUUGGAAUUUAAUGUUAUUGUGUCAAUAUUUGUAGCCAAAAAUACCACGGUCAGUCUAAACGACCUCUAUUGAAUAAGGGGAAAUGGUUAGGCAACAUGGUUUAUUUGUAUGGACAAAAAUAGAUCCAUGACAUUAGAGAAGAGGUUACUGAUGCAUUGUUCUCCACCUCUAUGAAUGUAACAAUUCAAACAGGACUCAUGUAGAGAGAGGAAUGAUGUGUCCUCUUUGAUGGACUUGUUCUGCACCUGAAAUGGCAUACUAUUCCCUAUAUUGUCCACUUUAUUUGACCAGAGCUCUAUGUGGGCCCUGGUCAAAACUAUUGCUCUAUAUAGGGAAUAGGGUGCCAUUUCAGGCGCAGCCUUAGAUGAUGUAGCACCUCUAGUGCUCACCUUUAAUAGGACUGGGCAUUUGUAAUGUUUGAAAGGGAGAGUAGCAGUGGCUUAGUUGGCACAGACACUGCAAUAGGUUUAAUAGGAAGCCUGGCAGGCAGACAGACAGGAUGCAGGGAAUAGUUUACCUCCAGACAGUGCAGGAAAGACUGAGUGAGAGAAGAGAGGGAGAGGGAGUGCGAGAGAGAUCCUCUUGGAGGGAUAGACAUUCUCUAAUCUCUUUAACCUGAUCUAAACCGGAUCAGAAACGGGGACAGGACCAAAAUACACCCAGCACAUACUCCUUGUAUUAGAACUGACCCUGUGUCCCUCAGGUCAGUCUGUCCUGCACUAUAGGUAUGGAUGUCAUCCUGUUCCUGUACUGUACCAGUCUGUAUGAGACUAAUCUCUAGUGGACAGACUACAUAAACAUAAAUGGUACCGUAGAUCUGUCAUGAUGCAACGGGAUGCGCGAGAUAGCGAGCAGCAUUAGUUCCGGUGCUUUGGGCAAAUCGCGAUUUCGCAGGUGUUAGCAUCUUUCGAAUUUUGGAAGGGGAGGGGACAUUUGGACUGUAACUUGCAGAGAGAGAGAGUGGAGCUCUUCGUUCCAAUCCUCAUUUGAUCUCUUCUCUUAACACGUAUGGACCCAGGACUUAAUUGAGCAUCUGACCAACUAUGCAAGACUUUAGUUCUGGGUUAACCGAGAGGCAAAGAGAGCAACGUGAAAUAGAAAUGGAAACGUAUUAGCUACAGGUACUAGUUCUUCAAAUACACAGUGUUUUGUGAGUAACUGUAUUUUCUGUUGCUCAUUUAGACUACCGUCAACAUUCUAUCGAUCACUUCUCGAGACAACUGGAAUAGCACAGCCAAUCAUCCACCAACCUUUAUACUGAAACACAAACUACUUGUCCUGCUGUCUUUCCCCCCCCUCUUUUACCUCUUGCCUUUCUCACUCAAUCCCUCUCUUCUCUACCCCUCCUGUAGCCAAUGAUGCAGUGUGGCCCACCCUGAGUAAAAGUGUCUCCUCGCGCCAACCUUCAGAUUGGAGGAACACCAGCCCAGACCAGGUGAGAUCCCUACUUCACCUCCCACUACUACAGUCAUUGAGUACAUCUUAAUAGUCUAAAGUGGCUUCCUAUCAUCAUUUCAUCUCCUUCACCUGCACUGUUAUUCAAUAACUAACCAUGAAAAGCAAAUUCCUGGUAGGCAUUCUGCACCAUUUUGCUUUCACAGACCCUGUUUUCUCAGAUCAAUAAGGAGAAGGAGAAGGAGAGGACACAAGUAGAGAAACCACUUUAGACUAUUGAGACGCAGCCAUUCACGUUUUGCUCUUUCACACAUUCCUUGGACUCUCUCCUUCGUACUGUCCUACAUGGACAUCUAUCUAACUGGUUCACUGUGUUUCCCUCCACAGAGCCUUGACUCCAGUAAACUACCAGGAGGAUCUGUGUCCAAACCACCACCCAUCUACGGGACUUACCCUGCACCUACUGGCCACCCGUCUAUAGUCUGCUCUACCAGCUCCCUGCCCAGGUCUGCCCCUGCUACCUUAGCCUGGCAGCGCUCAGCCCCAACCCCAGCACCUCCUGGUUCCUCCUCCCAGCAGAUCCAGCAGCGUAUCUCUGUCCCCCCCAGCUCUACACCCCAGUCGGGCCAGGGGGAGAGGCCUGACCCCCCACUGGCUGUGGCUGUGAGGCCCUACGUCCCAGACAGGUCCUCCUCCAGGCCUCAGUCCCCCAGGAAGGGCCCUGCCACCAUGAACUCCUCCUCCAUCUACCACAUGUACCUGCAGCAGCCUGCAGCCAAGAGCUACCCAGUAGGAGGCAGGUCUGCUGUCAAAGCAGGUAAACCCCUGAAUAGAUAAACAUUAUAUUUUGUAAAGGGUCAGUCAGACCUGGGUUCUAAUAGUAUUUGAUUUCCUUCAAAUAAUUAAUCUGCACUUGAUUGCACUUGCCUGGUACAGUAGGACCAAUGUAAUAGUCCCAAAAGUGCAAACCCAUUUGAACCCUGAUUCAGAUAACGCUUGACUUUCCUGUUGGGUCUCAAUCGGUAUGGUCCUAUAAUAAUAUCUUUAUCUCCUUUUGUUUGUAGUGUAUGGGAAACCAGUGCUUCCCUCCAGCACCUCUCCCUCCCCUGUGCCCUUCCAACACGGGGCCCUGUCCCCAGGAGGAGGCCUGGGAGGUGGAGAGGACAUGGUGGGCAGGGAAGGGGAGACCACAGAGGGUAGACGCCUACCCCCUCCCAGUGUGGAGAACAUCCCGCGGCCCCUGAGCCCCACCAAGCUGACCCCGGUGGCCCACUCCCCGCUGCGUUACCAGAGUGAUGCCGACCUGGAGGUCCUGCGCCGGCGGUUGACCAACGCACCGCGCCCGCUGAAGAAACGCAGCUCCAUCACAGAGCCAGAGGGCCCCACUGGACCCAACAUCCAGAAGCUCCUGUACCAGCGCUUCAACACCCUGGCCGGAGGCAUGGAGGGCAGCAACAACACGCCGUUCUACCAGCCUGUCUUCAUGGGUGGUGUCCUGGGAUGUCCUGACAUGGACAACAUCAACACUGCUAAUGGGAACCUGAUGGAGACCGCCUCCCUGGUGGUCACUGCAGCAGAGGGUCCCAAUUCAGACCAUCGCCUGUCCCCUUCCUCUGACUCCAAUGAGAAUCAGCAGCAGAGGACACCCCCACCCAGUGAGACCAUUCCCUGCUUGCCCACCCCCCAGCCCAGCCUGGAAGACAACAACAACAACCAGCCUGGUCCUACCACCACCAGCACCACCUCCCCUCCAAGGCCCAUCCCUGAGGCCUCGUCCCCCCAGCAGAAAGACACCUCUCCCCGGACUGUCACACCCCCGGCACUGCCUAAGGUAAGCCUGCCGAACUACAGCUCCAUAAUGUAACAGCAUGCUUCCUUUUUGUAUGUCAUAAUUCAUAGGGUCCAGAGUUUCUCCUGGUCAGGUCACAUGGUAAGCAAAAACUCCUUGAAAAAAAGAAAGUAAUGACUGUAACUCUGACUCAUGUUAGAGUUGCCAUCAGAGUUGCAGACAUUACUUUCUUCACAUUAGACAGAGAGUAACUCCCCUUUCUCUGUCUCAGCAGAUCAAGAGGACUAACCUGAAGAAGCCUGAGUCAGAGCGGACAGGCCACGGGCUGCGGGUCAAGUUCAACCCCCUGGCUCUGCUACUGGACGCCUCUCUGGAGGGAGAGUUUGACCUGGUGCAAAGGAUCAUCUAUGAGGUAAUCAUAGGCUCUUCAAUUCAAUUCAAACUUUAUUAUCCCAGAAGAUAAAUGAACUGUGUUGAGUCUUCUUAUUUUAUGUACCACAGACUGUCAGCCUGUGAGGGAUUUCAAACUGACUUCUAAAUCGUCUGCUCUUUUAACAUUUUAAGGGCUUUUGUGACAACUGUUGAUGUAAAAAGGUCUUUAUCAUUCUUAUUUAAUUGAAUAAUGAAAUGUGAUUGAUUGACCAUUUCCCCCAUGCAGGUUGAGAACCCCAGCACAGCCAAUGACGAGGGCAUCACCCCCUUGCACAAUGCUGUAUGUGCUGGACAUCACCACAUCGUCAAGUUCCUGCUCGACUUUGGGGUUAACGUCAACGCUGCUGACAGCGAUGGAUGGUGAGGACAAACACUGUUUAAAACCUGCUGUGACCAUUUUCUUUACCUUCCUCUUUCACUUGAUCUUUUCUAUUUCUUUCUCUUUUACUUUAGCUUUGCUCACCUGCAUUGAAAAUGGUCAAGACUACACAAUGUCUCCAUGAACGUCUCUCUUUUUGUGUCCGUCAUAUUUCCAGGACCCCACUACACUGUGCGGCCUCCUGUAACAGUGUGCAUCUCUGUAAGAUGCUGGUGGAGUCAGGGGCGGCCAUCUUUGCCACCACCAUCAGUGAUGUGGAGACAGCGGCUGAUAAGUGUGAGGAGAUGGAGGACGGAUACACACAGUGUUCCCAGUUCCUCUACGGUGAGUGGUGUUAUAUAGAGAGACAUGUGGCUCCUGUCCACAAAGAACCCAUAGCCCUUACACCCUACACUCUUGUGUACAUCUGUGGGGCUUAAAACAACUCCCAACCCUACAGCCUACACUCUAGGCACUCAUGCUAGGAUAUGUAGAAUUGGAUAGGUAUAAGCAAUAUGGCGAAAGCUCCACCUAAGGGGUGGGAAACUCCAGUCCUCAGGGUCCUGAUUGGUGUCACACUUUCCCCCCAUCCCUAGCAAACACAGCUGAUUCAACUAAUUGCAUUUUAAACGGAAGAUCAUGAUUAGUUUAUUAUUGGUAUCAGGUGUGCUAGCUGGGGCAAAAGUGUGACACCAAUCAUAACCUAUCUGAAGGCUAGGUGAAGUUCCAACUUUAUUGUUCGGCGAGGGUUUUCUGGACAGGGCAAUGGUUUUGUGUCAGGAAGGUUCAAUAGUGUUUCCAUGUGAACUGUGAAGUGACCCUCUUCCCCUCUAUCCGUCCCCCAGGGGUGCAGGAGAAGCUGGGUGUGAUGAAUAAAGGGUCAGUGUACGCGCUGUGGGACUACGAGGCCCAGAGCUCAGACGAGCUGUCCUUCCACGAGGGAGACGCCAUUACCACUCUGAGUCGCAGGGACGACGCUGAGACAGAGUGGUGGUGGGCCAGACUACAUGACAAGGAGGGAUACGUGCCACGCAACCUGCUAGGGGUAAGGCCAGCCACCAUGAUGGAUAUAACUAUGGUCUGAAUCACCAGGAUGUUAAUAUCAUAGAGAUCCUAUAAUUCUGUGAUUAAGGUGGUGUAUUUAUGCUUAUAUACUAUGUAUAUAGAUGUCCCCAAUCUUGUUUGAAAUGACAUGUUAAUUAAAUGUUAGUUGAAAUUGGAUAGGAUCUUUAACCCAAAUGACAGAAGUGGCAUCUCAAAAUAUUUGUAAUAAAUCCUAUGUUGUGACAUGACACCCCCUGCUGUAUCUGCCUGUAUAAGCUGAAUUUCCUUGAUCUGAAAAUAAAAUGAACAAUAACGUUUUCUUCUUCUUACAGUUGUAUCCAAGGAUCAAGCCUAGACAACGUUCUCUGGCAUAGAGAAGACGGUGCACGUUGCUGAGAAGAUAGUGCACGUUGUUGUGCUGGGACUGGGCUCAGAGCUGGAGCUGACUAGACUUGCAGAGAGUGGCAGCGCCGGGACAGUGCCCUCUCUCUGUGUCAGUCUGUGCCACCCCAGAACAAAGAACAAGGGCCAGGGCAUGGACAGAGUGGCCCAUAUCCGGACAGACAGACAGGCUCAGUAUUGGUGGUCACUUACUAAAUAGGAAGAAGAGCCAGCAUACACCACCCGGAGAUCCCUGUCUGGAUUUUCAAAGUUUCGCUUUUCUCCCCGACAAAGCUGACUUUUUCCUCAUUGGUUCAUGAAGCAAUGAAGCACCAUUUUUACUAUUUUUUUUUACGACUCCCACCGCCCUGCCACCACCCCCUCAUUCAGCGAAUACUCUGGGUCUGGGCUUCCCCUUCCCUCUCACUCAGUGGUUUUCUCCUGUGUGUCAGUCGAGUAAGGACUUGAAUGUGAUAAUCUCAGAGAAGGGAGCAGAGGACAGGACAGAGGCAGUCAUGAGUUAGUGAAUAUGUGUUUGAACUAAGUGCUAUUAGAUGAAGAUGGACAGUUACCCUGGAAGUCAAAUCUUCAGGGUUUCAGUGGAGGAAAGAAGGCAAGAGAUAAGAGAAUGUUUUUACGAGGAAGAACAGGAAGAAAAGUGACAGAAGGUGUUAUUGAACGACUUUGAAGGCUGGUUAAAGCUACUGAAAGAGAUGUGGAAUGUUUAAAACAGUCAUACAAUGUUGGUGUUAUUUUUGUGAACCAAAAUGUGUUCUGAAGGAAUGAGUGGAAGAGGUAGUGCUGGGAUGGGAAAGUGAGAGGUGCAGCAUUUUCUUCUACAGAUACAAUAACUAUGAAGCUAACUAUGGGUGUGAAUUGAAACUAAGCUCAUCAAACACUCAUAGGCCUACAGUAUAUAAAUGCUUUAUCACCCAAACAGGAGGUCUAUAGUUAGGAUCUCUCUUUUGGAGUUUGUAUUCAUAUUGAGUUAAAUUCAGGCAGAAGUUUGUACAUUGUGUUAUUUCCCCUAUUUUUGUUUCAGGUUGGUUGUUGUCUAUUUAAUACCCAUCAUGCAAAUUAAUACACAAUUUGAUCACUGAGUAUAGCCUACCUGUUGACUGACGCUGGCUUGAUUUACUGGUUGUGUAUUACAGUCUGCUGUAUGGAUGGGUUAUUAUGUGACAUACAAAACAAACACCUAUCAAUAUGCCCCAUGAAAUGUAAAUGUACACAAUAAAUAAUGAUUUCCCU
Messenger RNA from Coregonus sp. 'balchen', 15260 nucleotides. NCBI's taxonomy places the organism in Eukaryota, Metazoa, Chordata, Actinopteri, Salmoniformes, Salmonidae. The record is from the annotation of a GenBank genome assembly.